Messenger RNA from Cottoperca gobio, 5787 nucleotides. It is a transcript of the gene mpripa, whose product is annotated as myosin phosphatase Rho interacting protein. Lineage: Eukaryota; Metazoa; Chordata; Actinopteri; Perciformes; Bovichtidae. Gene Ontology annotation, molecular function: actin filament binding. Gene Ontology annotation, cellular component: actin cytoskeleton. The record is from RefSeq and is a predicted model, not a curated record.
CAGACUGCGUACCAGUGCCAGCGGGAACGGUGCUACGACGAGCGAGACCCGACGCUAUGGAUCCAACGGCAUGACAGCCGAGUCAAUGGCGAUUUUUAAGUUGGAUAACGGUGUUUGGCGUUGAAGGCAGACUUUAGAAGCGUUGAGAUUCAACGGCGAUGAACGCGGUAUCACUUGUUAGAUAGAAAGACAGAGAGAGAGGGGCCAAAGUGGACUCCCUCCCUCGGUAGAGCCGUUUCGCCCGAUGGAGGCUGACGGGACCUUUGCAGUGUUCUCGAGGCCCAGAGGGUCACCUGUGAAACGUCGACACCUCGUUGGAGGACGUAAUUAAGGAAAAUACGGCGCACACCUGUCUGCGCUUUGGAAGAAUUAGUUGACAACUUCUUAGUGAGCCUGUAACACUACAACGAAAGUUAGCAGGUCAAUGUUUACUGCGGGAGGCGACCGCUCGCGCAAGAUGACUAUCAUAGAUAUCACUUAACAAGAGGUUAUUCACCGCCUCAGGUAACCCAGGACAGGUGAACAACUUACCUUUUUAAUGGACUACACGCUUCUUCUGUUUGUUUUAGAAAGUUGUCCUAUCAUAUUUCGCCAGCAUCACGUUAACUCCAACUCAUUUGGCUGCGAGAAUUGAUUAUUAUUAUUAUUUUUUUUUUUUUACUUCUUGGAUUUUUGUCGCCUUUUCCUUCAACCAUGUCAUUCAAAGACAAUCCUUGUCGGAAAUUUCAAGCCAACAUUUUUAACAAAAAUAAAUGCCAGAACUGCUUCAAGCCCAGAGAAUCACAUUUGCUGAACGAUGAAGACUUAAAUCAGGCAAAACCUAUUUAUGGAGGAUGGUUGCUGCUGGCACCAGAGGGAACUAAUUUUGACAAUCCGUUACACAGAUCUCGGAAAUGGCAGAGGAGGUUCUUCAUCCUUUACGAGCAUGGCUUACUACGCUAUGCUCUGGACGAAAUGCCCAGCACUCUCCCCCAGGGUACAAUCAAUAUGAACCAGUGCUCCGACGUCAUCGACGGAGAGUCCAGGACGGGUCAGAAGAACUCGCUGUGCAUCCUGACCCCCGAGAAAGAGCAUUUCAUACGAGCUGAGUGUAAAGAAAUCAUCAACGGGUGGCAGGAAGCGCUGACUGUGUACCCCAGGACCAACAAGCAGAACCAGAAGAAAAAACGCAAGGUUGAUCCACCCUCUCACCAGGGUGGAGAAAAUGCAAGCCGGUGUUUUUCCACUGAAGACAUGAAUGGACACCCAGAGCCCGGCCCUGCCAAGGUGACGGUGACCAGCAGCGGGGGAAGCAUCCCUUGCCUGCCCAGCAGCAUCGCCAGCGCUGAGCGUGUCCCGAUGAGCCGUGCCACUCUGUGGCAGGAGGAGAGCCGCUGGAGCCGGGCCACCAUCCCCUGCAGCCGCAGCGCCUCCUGCCUCAGCCAGCUGAGCCAGAGCCAACCAGAUUCCAGUAUCACUACUCAAGACGAUGGCGGCACCAUGACCACUGGACGCAAGGUACGAGUGGAGAGUGGUUACUUCUCCCUGGAGAAGACCAAGUCAGAGCCUUCUCCCCAGCCUGCACAGCCUCCCCAGCAUCUGCCCUUGUCCUCUUCCGCGUCGUCCUCCUCUUUAGGAGCUCUCAGUCCCAGGUACAACUCUGAGUCAGAAUCCCAAACAUCCCCUUAUCAACCCUCCCAAGAUCCUCUCCCUUCUCCAGGUGCACUUGUUUCCCCCAGCUACUCCACCAUCAGCUCCUCCCAGAGCUCGCUGGAUUCCGAACCCAGCGGGAGUACACCCACCUGGGAGGGACGUGGUGGUGGAGGAAGCACCGGUAGUGUGAGUGGUGGAGGAGACAGAGUGGGCCGGCCUGGCAGGGAGUACACAGCGCUGUCUGAUGUGCCACGGGCUCGCAGGCUGAGUUACCGCGAAGCCUUCCGCUCAGAGAAAAAGCGCCAAGAGCUGAGGGCACGGACACGGAGUCCUGGCAGAGAAGAGGUGGCUCGGCUGUUUGGGCAGGAUCGCAGGCGUUCUCAAAUCAUUGGCCGAUUCGAGGAGGGUCAGUCUGAAGAGCACAUGGACACGAGCGGCGCCAAUGAGCCCGCCGCUAACGCCACGCUAAUCCAGAGACCAGGCCGCAGCGAGAGGCGCUAUCUGGCUAACAAACAUGAUUCACUGGAUGCAGGAGAGGACCGGUCAGUCCCUGAUGUGUCCAGCUCCACUUUCGCUUAUUUAAGAAGAGCCAAAUCACUGGACCGCAGAGUCACCGAGUCCUCGAUGACUCCAGAUCUGCUGAACUUCAAAAAAGGAUGGAUGACAAAACUGUACGAAGAUGGAAUGUGGAAGAAACACUGGUUUGUCCUGACGGAUCAGAGUUUGAGGUACUACAAGGACUCGAUAGCCGAGGAGGCUUCAAUACUGGAUGGUGAGAUUGAGCUCUCCACUUGUUAUGAUGUCAAAGAGUUCCCGGUCCAGAGGAAUUACGGCUUCCAAAUCCUGUGUAAAGAGGGAGCGUGCACCCUGUCGGCCAUGACCUCUGGAAUCCGUCGCAACUGGAUUCAGGCCAUCAUGAAGAAUGUGCGACCCGCUAUUGCCCCUGAUGUCACUCGGAAAAACAUCUCACUGAAACUAUCCGUUCUGAAGCCCAGAUCCCUCCAUGAGGAGAAGACAAAAGCCCACGUGACGUUGGAGCCGUGUUCACAGACCACGCCUGAGCCGAGCCCCAGUCCUGAGUUGCCCAAGUCUGAUGUCUAUAGACAGCCAGCUGGCAACAAUGGCUCUGCCCUUACCUCCGAGCCCCGUAAAAGCCGAGUUCGUGAGCGCAGACGAGAGGGUCGCUCCAAGACUUUCGACUGGUCUGAGUUCAAGAUGGAGCAGACAGAGAAGCGAGUGAACGAACGAGCGGACACAGUCGACCUCAGCUCGUCAUUCUCCACAACGUCUUCAUAUUGCUCUCCCUCCUCUUCCCCUUCCUCAUUAGCGUCCUCUCCUGUCUCUACCUCCUCCCUCCAAACCUCUUCUGUGUCCGGUGCUCACCCACCUUCUAUGACAGCAGAAGUAGAAAAGAAGAGUGUUAGAAGGGGCGUCCCUCCACAUGGCACAACCAGUGCAACCCACAUGCCAAAUACUGUUACUGUUACCAUGACCUCCACACUAAAUACUACAUCACCAGUGCCGCCAUCAAUACCUGAAUGCCAAGAGCAAGGAAAGAUGGAAGUAGAUCAUCCUCCAGCCAUGCAUCCUACUAGUGAAGAUAAGAAGGACAACAAAACCCCACGUGUCCAAGAAGAGAUUGAGCAGCGGUGGCAUCAGGUGGAGUCAACACCGUUACGAGAAGAGAAGCAAGUGCCCAUCAACACAGCUUCAGGAAACUCUGGUAACUCUGACAGACUGCCUGCACAUGAGCUUGCUGCGCUGCUAGACAAAGAGUUGGGACAGAAGCAGCAGGAGUUGGACCGACUGCAGAAGCAGAACAACGUUUUGAAAGGGCAGUUAGAAGAUGCACUAGGAAGGGAGCAGAAUGCCAGAGAGGGCUAUGUGCUGCAGGCCACGUGUGAACGUGGCUUUACAGCAAUGGAAGACACACACCACAAGGUAAUACAUGACCUGCAGAGACAGCAUCAGAGGGAGAUUUCCAAACUCAUGGAAGAGCGUGAGAGACUAUUGGCUGAGGAGACUGCUGCCACAAUUGCUGCUAUUGAAGCAAUGAAGAAUGCGCACAAGGAGGAACUGGAUAAGACUCAUCGUUCCCAACUGAGUGGACUGAACGCUGACAUCGAUGAACUGCGCUUACAAUACGAGGAGGAGCUGCAGUCCAUCCAGAGAGAACUGGAGGUGCUGUCAGAGCAAUACUCUCAGAAAUGUCUGGAAACUGCUCACCUGGCGCAGGCCCUGGAGGCAGAGAGGCAGGCCCUCAGGCAGUGUCAGCGAGAGAACCAGGAGCUAAACGCUCACAACCAGGAAUUAAAUAACCGACUCACUACAGAGAUCACUCGGAUGCGCUCCUGCUUCACUGGAGAAACAGCGCUGUCGCCACUUACCCAGGGUAAAGAUGUGUAUGAGCUGGAGGUGUUGCUACGAAUUAAGGAGUCAGAGAUCCAGUAUCUUAAACAGGAAAUCCACUCUUUGAAAGAUGAACUGCAGUCUGCUUUAAGGGACAAGAAAUAUGCCACAGAAAAAUAUAAGGACAUCUAUACCGAGCUCAGCAUUGUGAAGGCAAAGGCCGACUGCGACAUCAGCAAACUGAAGGAGAAGCUGCUCAUUGCCACAGAAGCUUUAGGCGAGAGGAACGUCGAUGGAGCGGUCGAACCUGGAUACGACAUCAUGAAAUCAAAAAGUAAUCCAGAUUUCCUGAAAAAGGAACGAGCAACAGCUUCCAAACAAUCAAGAGGCAUAAGGUCAAAGAGCCUGAGAGAGGGACUAACUGUGCAGGAGCGUAUGAAGCUUUUUGAGGCAAAAGAUUCCAAAAAGAUUUGAAUUUUUAAGAAUCCCGAGUUUCGUCUCCUGACCUCGGUUUUGGGUCAGAUUGCUCCAGCCGCCAGCGUCAGCUGAAGACUCGUAUAGGAAAUGGAAAAUAUCUAUCAAGGUCAAUUCUAAACCUGGACCUGCUGCUUCCAUGCCUCUGAUAAGUCGUCAUAUUUCCGUUAGAUGUUUUUAUUUUAUUUUUUUUGUUAAUGGAAAAAGGUUUUACUGAAUCAAUUCUGUGUCAAGUUUCUUUAAAGAAAUUCAUAGAUGUAUAAUCUGUCCAACAUGGAGAUGUGUCAAAUAAGCUGUGAGAGGGAUGCAUGACAGCAUUUUUAUUGAUCCUCCAAAAUGCCAAAAGAGACAGCAAUACACAAUAUAAAUAAUAUAUAUUUCCCAAUAUGAAUUAAGUAUCUGCUGUAUUUUAUUAUUGUUACAGUUUCUAUAUCUAAUAAUUUUUAAUGUCGCACCAGUUCUGUUGUACAUAACUACUGGAGAUAUGUUAGAGUAUGGUUUGCUAUUGAUUGUCGGGCAUCUGCUGUACUAUAACUAUGGUUUGAUUGAUAGUGGACAACAAUGUGAUGCUUAACUUGCUUAUGUAUGAGAGUUUUAUAAAACAGAGUGUUUGUGUGUGAAGGGAGAAGCGGGGUGGGAUUGCACUUAUCACUUGACUACUUGAGGAAGCCUUUUUUUUUUUUUUGUCUCAAAUUGGUGUAGUGACUUCAAGUCAUUUAUUGCAGUGCAACCAAACAUCCUGACUUCUGUCAAAUUUAGUGAACAACCGUGACUUGUUAGUAAUACUGGAUUAUUAUAAUUUUUUUUAAGUUUCUUAAAACCUGCAUUUUGUGUUUGCUCAGUUUUGACUUUGGUGUGAAAAUAUCAUCUCAGAAAACCGGAACUAUUUAGGACUUUGCAUGACUGUACAGUAUCGUUUUGAAUUGCAGAAUUAUCACGUGGCAUCAUUUUCCUACUUUAUGCUUUGGUGUGGAACUCGUAACACUAAUGAGCUUUGCUUUGCAAGUCCUACUGUCUAGGUGUUGAGAUUGAAAUGUUUUACUGUAAGUGGCAGUCUUGAAGCACUUGGCCCAAUCCCUGACCUCUCACUGAAAUCUAUUCGUGCCUCAACUGAGUGAAGAAUAUAAACAUCCAUGAAACCUGUGCAGCUAUGGAUACACACUGUAUAGUAUUCAAACCACGCCUUGUAUAUAUAUAUGCCACACGGAGGACUUCUGUGUUUUGUUUUAAACUUGUACCUUGCUCACUAGCUCUAUAUGAAAUAUAUAUAUGAAUAUUUUUUAUUUUAAUUUGAAUGUAUAACGUCAAAUAAAUGAAGUGUUUGGAAAUGUG